Messenger RNA from Carica papaya (papaya), 828 nucleotides. RefSeq names its product zinc finger protein 10-like. Lineage: Eukaryota; Viridiplantae; Streptophyta; Magnoliopsida; Brassicales; Caricaceae. The record is from RefSeq and is a predicted model, not a curated record.
AUGGAGCAAUCUCAGUAUAACUGGUUUUUCAUGAGAAGCAGACAUAUUCUGAAGUCCACCCAUUUUCAAGCUUUAGCAGAUUCAUGGGAAGAGAAAGCUUUUGCAGAAGAUGCAGCAGCUGCCAGGUCUACGGGCGGGUGUAUAUGGCCGCCGAGAUCUUAUUCCUGCAGUUUUUGCAGGAGAGAGUUCAGGUCAGCUCAAGCCCUAGGUGGUCACAUGAAUGUCCACAGAAGAGACCGAGCUAAGCUUAAACAAUCACUCACUGCCAACAACAUGAAUAAUCCAUUGAAUAAUGAUUCAUUGGAACCACCUCAAACUACUCUUUCUCCGUCUAGGGUUUCUGCAACUGAUCAUAAUCAUCAUCAUCAUCCUCUAGGGUUUCAGCUAAUCUGUCCAGUAGUUGGUAAUGAUUCCCCAUCUGGGUCAGAUUCUGGGGCAAAAGGGUCUACCCAAAACAUCUCAGAUUCAUCAAUGGAAAAUACUCCAAGUGAUCAUAACCAAACAGAUUCUAUUCACAUCAUGGGUUAUAGUACUCGUGUUGAGACUGAUCUUUCCAUGGGGCUGAAUUCUGUGUUUGGUCAAAAUCCAGCAACUGGGUCUUGUUAUGGUGAUGAUGAUGGAGCUGAUCAUAUGACGAUGAUGAUCGGCUGCAAAAGGCAUAAGAGUAUGAGUACUAGUACAAGAUCUGUGUCGCCAUUGUUGAAAAUUUCAGAUGAGAAGCUGUGCAGUUUGCUGAAGAUGGAUGUUUAUGGAGGAGGGAAAGGUAACGCCAUGAAUGAGUUGGAUCUGGAGCUGAGGCUUGGCGGUGCAGUACCAAAAGUUAAGUAG